This is a messenger RNA of Racocetra persica, 308 nucleotides long. The record is from the annotation of a GenBank genome assembly. Lineage: Eukaryota; Fungi; Glomeromycota; Glomeromycetes; Diversisporales; Gigasporaceae.
GUCGUGUUCCAACCUCAGGCCUACAUGACAACAGCCAAACUUCAAUUGUGAAUGAAUUGAAUAAGGAAAAUCUAGAACUUAAACAAACUAUAGAUGGCCUCGAAAAAGAACGUGAUUUUUAUUUCGGUAAACUUCGUGAUAUCGAAAUCUUAGUCCAACAGCGAAUCGAUAGUGAACCUGACAAUCCAUUAUUGAAGGAUAUUCAAUCUAUUCUUUAUAGUACGGAGGAUGGAUUUGAAGUCCCUCCUGAAGCAAGCUUGGCUUGGCUCAAAAAGCCAACUCAAGUCAGCUCAAAUAAGUUGGCUCAA